Molecule: messenger RNA, 1400 nt
Organism: Rhopalosiphum padi (bird cherry-oat aphid)
Lineage: Eukaryota; Metazoa; Arthropoda; Insecta; Hemiptera; Aphididae
Exons: 9
Coding region: 175-1278 (367 amino acids)
Source: RefSeq, a predicted model, not a curated record
UGCUUAAAGUAAGUCCUUAGACGCCUACGGUCCGUUCGUAGCUCAUCUAUAGUGCAAGUAUAUAUUGUUCAAUCCGGCCUAGACCUCGGCGUUCGCAAUCUUCAGUGACGUGGGCUCUACUCAGACAACUCGCAAGAUCGUCGUUUAUAAUAUCGUCGUGGCGGAAAAUAGGCCAUGUAUAACACUAGAAGUUCAAGUGGCAAUAGUCACGGUAACCCGUAUAUCAGAAAGAUCGAAACUUUCAGACAACAACAACCACCAUUACAACAACAGCAAGCUAUGUCUCUUGGGUCGAAUUGUAUAACAACACCAAAAUCAGCUAGUCCAAUGAAAAAUCAACAACCUUUGCCUUUACAUGAUUUACCAUCACAAUCACCUUGUCCCAAUCCAGUGGCUGAAACUCCAAUACCAAAUACUUCGGUUACUCAAUUGUCUACAAUUCAAGAUUAUCAGAAUAAACAGAUAAAACUUGAAGAUGAAAAAUCAAUUAAUGAGAAGUCUGAAGUAAAAUGGCCAGUCAAACGUAAGAUUAAUAAGGAAGAACGGAAAAAGCGAGUGAAUGCUAGAAUGCGUCGCUUAGUAUCACCCAAAAGUCCAUUAAUGGUAUUUUCUGAGUUGUUCAAAGAUGUACCAAUUCACUUACAAGAGCACCCACUUCAUAAUGUUACGAGUUAUACUGCUACACUCGAGGUUGAUGGUCAAAUGUAUUCUGGAAAUCAUAUUUCCAAGACUCAAGCCAAACAAAAGGCAUGUGAAAACUUCUUGCGCAUUAUGUUAGCAAAAAAAAUAAGUGAACGAUCUGAAAAAAAAGAAGAAUUGCCGAUGGAAGUUGAGAUGGAAAUUGGAGAAAAUAGUUCAGUAUCAAAACCUAAAGGACCACCACAGGAAGAUUUCCCAUGGCCACAUUUUGCUUCAUUAGCUAUGCAUAACUUAAUAAAUCAAUGGGAACUACAGCCUGUUGUUACAAAAGCUAAUUAUGUACAAGAAGAACCAAAUGUUAUCAAAUCACAACCUAAGACUGGAGCCAUGAGAAAGUUUCCUGAAAACCCGAAAAACUGUAAUCCAAUACAGUUAAUAAAUCAAAUGAAGCCUGGUGUAAAAUUUGUUGAAACAAUAAUUAGUUCAAAAACUAAUUUUUUUUUUCAAGUAAACUGUGUAAUAGACGAUGUACCAUUCACUGGACAAGGAUCGACAAAAAAAGCAGCCAAAAAGGAAUGCUGUAUUGCAGCAAUAAAAAGUAUUUGGCAAUUUGAUUUCCAUGCCAUAGAAGAUAAUUAACUCAUUAAAAAUUAAAUUUGAUAUUUAUAAUAAUAUACGUUUGUGUACUAGUUAUUUUUAUUAGUCAACUGUAUUUAUUUUAUUUUAUUAUCGAUUAGAAUACUUAUGAGGUUAUUAUUAUA